Chenopodium quinoa (quinoa) is the source of this 1908-nucleotide messenger RNA. RefSeq names its product BTB/POZ domain-containing protein At5g17580-like. The coding region runs from base 1 to 1641 and encodes 546 amino acids. The record is from RefSeq and is a predicted model, not a curated record. The transcript has 3 exons. Lineage: Eukaryota; Viridiplantae; Streptophyta; Magnoliopsida; Caryophyllales; Amaranthaceae.
AUGGUCCCGGCGAGAAGUAAAGAUUUAUCAUCAUCUUGGUGUCCCAAACACACAAAUAGUUGCAACUCAAUAUGUGAUGCCCCUAUAAAAUUAGACCAAGGACUCUUGGCUAAUAGAUCAGCUACAAUAGCCUCCUUACUAAGAAACAACCCUUCGGAAAAUCUCUCUGCUUUCAUCAAAGAAAUACCAUUAGAACGCGAAGCCUUAGAACUCAUAGCAAGAUUUUGCCAAGGAUUGGAAGUCAAGAUGACAACUGACAACGUAAUCCCUCUCAUCUGCCUUUCUAACUACCUCGAGAUGACUGAAAAUCACAGCCCGAAUAACUUACUCCACAAUGCCAUCAUAUUCUUAGAAGAUGAAAUCAUUCCUAGUUGGGAUCAGACUAUAAAGUCUCUUCGAGCAUCAGGGUGUGCAUUCCAGCAGGCUGCAGACAAUGGUCUUUUGAAGCUCUGCAUUGAGGCUCUCACAGACUGUGCAUUAUCUGACCCUGCUCUCCUUGGACAACCCAUCAUGGUUGAGCGCGACAGCAGUAGCAGCAAACACUUGUAUUAUAAAAAUGCAACAAGGAGGAAGCUCUUUGCUGGUGCAGAGCAUUUAGAUACAUCAUCUGAAGAUCUAGCCUCAUUGCCGGUGAAAAUGUAUGAGCCAAUCAUCAAGGGGAUGAUACAAGGCCAGGUCCGACAAGAGAACAUCAUUGGAUCCCUACACCAGUACCUCAAGAAACAUGCAGCUGAUGUCGAAACCAUUGAAGCCAUUGAGAGACUAUUGCCAGCUAGUACUUUUACCUGUAAUAACAAAUAUCCUCUGUACCCUUACACCCUCCUGUUUGAGAUGUACACCUCUGCAGUCUUCCAUGGCGCGAGUGCAGAAUGCAUAGCUUCCUUAGAAAAUCGAAUUGGUAAGGAGCUAUACCGCUCCACAGCUGAGGAUCUCCUUAAACUAGACCUCGAUGUUGAGAGCCUAAGGCAGAUACUGAAGGCAUACUACGCCAAUUUCACUGAGGCUAACCCUGCAGGACUAGUUACAGUGGCAGAACUCAUGGAAAACUACUUAGUACAGGUAGCAAAAGAGAGGGAAACAGAUGUCAGGAGCUUCACAGAACUGGCACAGAUGGCAAGUUCGACAUCCAAUGUAGGGGACUACCGUUGCUCGGAUGGUAUAUACAAGGCAGUGGACCUUUACUUGGAUAUGCACAGAGAGUUAAUUGAAUCAGAAAAGGAGGAAAUAUGCAGGGUAUUGGAUUUUCAGAAGAUGUCAUCAGAGGCUUGUCAGCACGCGGCCUUAAAUCAAAAGUUGCCCUUAAGAGUGGUGGUGCAAGUAUUGUUUGUGUCGCAGUUGCAACUAAAAGAUAACAUCAGCAAAGCUGUUGUGGAGUACCCUAGCAUUAGUAGUGUAAAACACGGACAACAACGAGGAAGCGAAGAGAUUAGAGUAGUGGAGGAGGAUCAAGAGUUGGAUGAUGAAAAGGAAGAGAUUCAAGGGUGUCAUGAAAAGAAUUGUUGUGGGAAGAAGAGUAAGAAGAAGGUGGGUUUGUGGAAGGGAAUGAAGAGGAAGUUUGGUUGUAUGGGAAGUAAUGAUUAUGAAAUUUUACAUGAUUGUAGCUGCCAAACCACAAAGAAGAACAAAAAGGAGCACUCUUGAAGUAUUUUGUUUAGUUUAAUUAAAUACUGUAGUUUAACUGACUUUUUAGGCCUGUUUUUCAAUGAGUUUAAUGAAUGUUUGAAUGUAUUUGGAUAAUGCCAUUUUCAUGUAUUGAUUUUGUGAGUAGUAGCUUUAUUAAACUUUAUCAGUUUUUUUAUUUUCUCAUGUAUUUAUUUAUAAUAUUUCAUGAGUAGAUUAUUCUUUUUUUUUUUUUUUUGAAACAAGUAGUAUUUGAUUCAUAUAAGAAAAAACACAUUCAUAUUAGAU